This is a messenger RNA of Phytophthora sojae, 834 nucleotides long. RefSeq lists its product as hypothetical. The record is from RefSeq and is a predicted model, not a curated record. The annotation marks the transcript as partial. Lineage: Eukaryota; Oomycota; Peronosporomycetes; Peronosporales; Peronosporaceae. Gene Ontology annotation, molecular function: protein binding. The transcript has 2 exons.
GCAGCGGCCAACGGACAUCUGAGGAUGCUGCGAUUUCUGCGCUGCGGGUCCGCGUUCGACCGCAUUCCUGCUGGAGUCUUGGUCAAGGCCGCGGAGAACGGACACCUGGAUGUGGUACGCUGGGUCAUUGAGCGCCAUGGCAUUGAAUGCACCACGGAGGCGAUUGAUGCAGCGGCAGAAAACAAUCACCUGGAAGUCGUCAAGUGGCUCCACGAGAAUCGAACUGAGGGCUGCACGUCCGGUGCGAUGGAUUGCGCGGCGAAGAGUGGCCACAUCGAGAUGGUGCAGUGGCUACAUGCUCAUCGGACUGAAGGUUGUACCAAGAAUGCCAUGGCUGCGGCGGCCGGGUUUGGCCAUCUAGACGUUGUGAAGUGGCUACAUGAGCACACAACGGUAGGAUGCACUACACUAGCGAUGGACGCCGCAGCAGCUAUGGGGCAUCUCCAUGUGGUCAAGUGGUUGCACCAUAAUAGGUCCGAGGGCUGCACAAACGACGCAAUGGAUUUCGCGGCUGAGAGCGGCCAUUUGAACGUUAUAAAGUGGCUCCAUGAAAACCGCAGUGAAGGCUGCACGGAAGCGGCUAUGGAUUUGGCCGCAGAAGGCGGUAAACUUGACGUUGUGAAGUUCCUUCAUCGGCACCGAAGCGAGGGCUGUACGCAGGACGCUAUGAUUGGAGCUGCCGCCGGCGACCACAUUCGAGUCAUGGAGUGGCUGCAUGCGAAUCGCCCCGGGGAUUGCUCAGCUGCAGCUAUUGACAAUGCCGCGCUGCACGGCGCGUUUGAAGCCACGAUGUUCCUCCAUCUGGUCCGGAAUGAGAGGAUGAGCCAAGAGGCC